AUGCGCCUCGCCCACAUCCACUACCCGGACUUAACGUCCUUCACGCGCAUCUCCCACCUCCAACAAAUCCUCACCACGCGCCUCCUCACGCACAAGAAACUCCUCUCCUCGGCGAACGACACCACCACCACCACCACCACCACCACCACCACCACGCCCCCGGACCCAACAAUCAUCACCUUCACCCCGCACCCCGUCUACACGACCGGCCGCCGCGACCUCCCGCCCUCGAACACCAGUCCCCGCGACACGACCGCCGCUGCACCCUCCAGCACAAAUGAACCCCAAUCCCAGAACACGCUCUCUCUCUCCCUCCCCCCACCCCUCGAACAAAUCCGCUCCCUCCUCAUCCCGCCCACGCCCUACCCCACACCCCCAUCCUUUCCCAAAUCGCCCGGAUCGCCCGAAAAGGCAGAAUACCACCCCACCCUCCGCGGCGGCCAAACCACCUACCACGGCCCGGGCCAGAUGGUCGCGUACACGAUCCUCGACCUGCGGCGCCUGGGGCUGACCCCGCGCUGCCACAUCCGACUCCUCGAAAACAGCGUGAUCGACGUGCUGGCCUCGUACGGGGUGCGGGGCCUGGUGACGGAGGAUCCCGGCGUGUGGGUGCAUUCCCCUCAACACCCCUCCGCUUCGCUACUGCCCAGUCAACAACAGCACAGCAACGGCAACGACGAUGCACAGCUACCCCACAAGAUCACGGCGGUCGGGGUGCACCUGCGGCGGAAUAUCAGUAGCUUCGGGAUCGGGUUCAAUGUCACCCAGGAGCCCAUGUGGUGGUUCCGGCAGAUCGUGGCGUGUGGGCUGGAGGGCCGCGAGGCGACGAGUCUGGCGGGCGUCGGGGUGCGGACGGAUAUCCCGACGGUGGCGGGCCGGUUUGUCGAGGCGUUUGUGCGGCGCGUGAAUCGGGAUUUUGCGGUCCAGGGGGGGAAAGGGAAGGGGGAGGGGAUUGAGGAGGUGUAUACUGUUGCGGAGGAGGAUUUGUUGAGGGGUUAA
Aspergillus aculeatus ATCC 16872 is the source of this 999-nucleotide messenger RNA. RefSeq names its product lipoyl(octanoyl) transferase LIP2. Gene Ontology annotation, molecular function: lipoyl(octanoyl) transferase activity. Lineage: Eukaryota; Fungi; Ascomycota; Eurotiomycetes; Eurotiales; Aspergillaceae. Gene Ontology annotation, biological process: protein lipoylation. The transcript has a single exon. Gene Ontology annotation, cellular component: mitochondrion. The coding region runs from base 1 to 999 and encodes 332 amino acids. The record is from RefSeq and is a predicted model, not a curated record.